CCUCCCUGACAGCAGGGGGCGACAGAGCCCUUCCUUAGCAACAGAGGAAUCCCAGCAUAACAACAACACGGCUGCUAACGUUAGCUCGAAGAGGAGCGGAGUGUAUUUUUCUGCGAAUUGGGAACUUAUCAACAGGUACGCUGGAAUUUUCUGACACCCACUCGGACAUGUCCUAUGUCUUCAUCAACGACUCGUCGCAGACCAACGUGCCGCUGCUGCAGGCCUGCAUCGAUGGAGACCUGCCGUUCGCCAAGAGGCUCCUGGAGACGGGCUGCGACCCCAACAUCCGGGACAACCGGGGCCGCACCGGGCUGCACCUCGCCGCCGCCCGGGGCAACGUGGACAUCUGCCGCCUGCUGCACAAGUUCGGAGCCGAUCUGCUAGCCACCGACUAUCAAGGGAACACCGCUUUGCAUCUGUGCGGACACGUGGACACCAUCCAGUUCCUGGUGUCCAACGGGCUGAAGAUCGAUAUCUGUAAUCACAACGGCUCCACCCCUCUGGUUCUGGCCAAGAGACGCGGCGUCAACAAGGACGCCAUCCGCCUGCUGGAGGGUCUGGAGGAGCAGGAGGUGAAGGGCUUCAACAGAGGAGCACACUCCAAACUGGAGACCAUGCAGAUGGCCGACAGUGAGAGUGCGAUGGAGAGCCACUCCCUGCUGAACCCCAACCUGCAGAGCAGUGAGGGGGUGCUGUCCAGCUUCAGGACCACCUGGCAGGAGUUCGUGGAGGACCUGGGCUUCUGGAGGGUCCUCCUGCUGCUGGUGGUCAUCGCUCUGCUCUCUCUGGGCAUCGCUUACUACGUCAGUGGGGUCCUGCCUUUCUCCAGCAGCCAACUGGAGCUGGUGCACUGAGAGGAGAGGAGAGGAGAGGAGAGGAGAGAAGAAGAAGAGAAGAAGAAGAGAAGAAGAAGUCCAGAAUCCAUUGUUUAUUUAGUUUACUUGCAGCCCAAGUCUUUUUCUCUGCUAUCUGAACAACUUCAUAUUAUACUCUUUUGAUUUGCAUUGCAUUGAGUUGGCCCGCAGCACCAUUCGUGUUUACUCGCGUCACUCAAACUAGACGUGCUGGCGAGGAGGCGGGGCUUAUCUCCAUGUACAUACCGUGGUAUACACCAACAACAAGUGAACACAUUUGACCGUGAUUUAAUUGUAAUUCACGUAUAAUAACUAAAUACUGAUACAGAUUAGGGACAAAAACAUGAGUUCAUGCUUUUGCAAGUGUGCUUACAAGAAAUUAAUGUUUUCUGAAAAGAGACGGGAUGAACGUACCUCGAGUAAAAAGUCACCUCUAGAUCCAAAAGAACAAAACUCACACACUCAAUUAGACUGCGUACGCGUGGGGCGAUCGAACAGGAAGUGUCUCGUACUAAAAAUAAGUGUUGGUUUAAAUAAUGUUAAAUAUUCCCUCUUUAAAGUGAGAUCAAGCUGAACUAGUAUGAAAAUGAGAAAAAGGCUCCUGCUUUGUUUUAAUGCAAUUAUCACAUUUCCUUGUAUAACCGUUAUGCUCUGCUUCAAGCUGUGUUUUGCCAUUGUUUUUCAUAUUUGUCGGAUCUUUUAAUCGUGUUAUUUAUCAAAUAUCUUCUGUAUUCUUUUUCCUGCAUUCUGUAUGUUUUGUUAAAAUCUUGCUUUCUUACCCCAUUUCUCAUGUAAUCAAUAGACUGGAGUUGUGGUAAAUGAUAAAUAUUCCUAAUUUUGCAUCGUCCUAUUAAAGUAGAAAAGCACCUCGACCGCGUUCCAGCAGAAGCACGCGGCGUUGUUGCAUAAUGAUCAUAUAAAGGCACAAUGCUCACCCGUAGGAUGAUGGCAGCAGUUUAACAAUGUGUUGUUGUAUAUUCCUUUUUAUCUCAAUGUCCUUGUACACCAUGUUCAUUGUAUCUGUUUAUUUUCUGUCAUUACAUGUGGACCCAGAAUAAAGUCUGAUUAUAAACAACAA
This is a messenger RNA of Gymnodraco acuticeps, 1932 nucleotides long. RefSeq names its product ankyrin repeat domain 46b (gene ankrd46b). Gene Ontology annotation, molecular function: protein binding. The transcript is spliced from 4 exons. The record is from RefSeq and is a predicted model, not a curated record. NCBI's taxonomy places the organism in Eukaryota, Metazoa, Chordata, Actinopteri, Perciformes, Bathydraconidae. The coding region runs from base 168 to 854 and encodes 228 amino acids.